AUGAGAGACAGAACAGAAGAGAGCUGUCAAGCUACGAGGAGGCAGCGGAGAGAAGACUUGUUUUUUUUUCUAGGAAUACGUUUACUCUAGAAGGAUGUGUUGGCCGGUGACAGCGGUCCUGCUGCUUGCCCACCUCGGGGCCACCUUGACGGGGGCAUGGAGAGCAUCUCAGCCAAGACUGCAGUUCACGCACUCAGAGCUGAUUCAGAAUGGCCGCCUGCUGACGCUGCCCCUAGUGGCCGGUGACCUACACUCCUUGGUUCCCGAUGAAGACGGGAGGCAUCUGUAUGUGGCCAUGAAAGAUAACCUGCUGUCUACCAGCCUGGACGACAUAACACAGAACCCACGCAAGCUGUACUGGCCAGCCAGUCCGGACCGUGUCCAAGAAUGUCUCAUGGCUGGGAAGGAUCUAGAGUUGGAGUGUGCCAACUUCCUGCGAGUUCUGCAGCCUUUUAACCAGACUCACCUGUAUGUGUGUGGCACUGGGGCCUUCAACCCACGCUGUGCUUUCAUAGCGACCAGCAUCUUCCAACGGUCAGAGCACCAGACUCUCUCCUACAGCCAGACAGAGUGUGGGAAGGGGAAAUGUCCGUAUGAUCCAUUCCAGAAAACAGCCUCCGCUGUUGUUGAUGGAGAGCUGUAUGCUGGAAUCACCUCAGACUUCAUGAGCAGGGACUCUGCCUUCUUCCGUAGUCUCGGCAGUCGUCACGUCAUCCGCACUGAGCAGUAUGACUCCACCUGGCUGCAGAAUGCCCAGUUUGUGCGGGUAGCGCCGCUGUCUGAAACUGAUAACCCAGAGGAUGAUAAGGUCUACGUGUUCUUCACUGAGCGCGCUCAGGAAGCAGAAGGGGCUGCUGGGAAGGUGCUCUACUCCAGGGUGGCACGUGUGUGCAAGAAUGACAUCGGAGGCCAGAGGAGUUUGGUUAAUAAGUGGAGCACUUUCCAGAAAGCUCGUAUGGUGUGUUCAGUCCCUGGACCAGAUGGUCUAGAGACACACUUCAACCAACUGCAGGACAUCUUCAUCCUUCAGGGGAAAGACAAGAAGAACCCUCUGAUCUAUGGUCUGUUUACCACCUCGAGUGAUAUUCUGAAUGGCUCGGCGGUGUGCGUUUAUCGAAUGGAGGAUAUCGUUCGUGCGUUCAAGGGAAAUUUCCUGCACAAGGAGGGGCCUCAGUAUAAGUGGGCAGAAUUUACAGGCAAGGUGCCUUACCCCCGACCUGGAACUUGUCCGAGCAGCACAUACGGAAGCUACAGUUCGACGAGAGAGUAUCCGGACGACGUCAUCUUCUUCAGCAGAACACACCCGUUACUGCAGGAAAAUGUGCUACCACUGGGAGAGCGCCCCCUCCUUGUCAGAGUUGGAGUCCAUUACAAGUUCAGUAAACUGUUGGUGGACAGAGUGGAGGCCAUCGACAGCACCUACGAUGUUCUGUUCAUCGGCACAGACUCUGGUCUAGUGUUGAAAGCCAUCCACCUGCCCAGAGAACAUGGUCAGAGUCAGGAGGUCACACUGGAGCAACUGCAGGUCUUUCAGCACAAAUCACCUGUGACAGCCAUGACACUCUCAAAGAAAAAGCAGUGGUUGUUUGUGGGCUCCAGGGAGGGAGUGUCUCAGCUGGCCCUGUACCAGUGUGAGCUGUACGGUCAGGCCUGCGCUGAGUGCUGCCUGGCCAGAGAUCCAUACUGCACUUGGGACGGCCACGCCUGCAGCCCCUACAUGCCCACUGUGCGCAGGAGGAAUGCUCGUCAUUUAGGGGAGGAGGAGGAUCCACUAACUCAGUGUGUCAGGCAGGGAGCUGUGCUGCAGGUGGAGGCGGAGCAGAGAGUGAUGAUGGUUGCCGAGGGAAACAGCACCUACCUGGAGUGUCUGCCGCGAUCCCGGCACGCUGCCGUUACCUGGUACAAACAGGCUGGAGAGAACAGUCCUGAACUAAACCAGGUGGUAACAGGUGACCAGCUGGUGGUCAUUGAGCGGGGCGUCCUGAUUCGUCGAGCAGAGUUGUCUCACGGCGGUGUUUACCACUGCCAGGUCGAGGAGCAUGGCUACCACUGGACUGCCGUCACCGUCCGCCUCGCCGUGUGGAGCCAGUCGGCCAAUCACCUCCUUUCUCCGUGGUCCAGCUCAUCCCAUCAGAGCAGGGGAACGCAGCCGUGGUACGAGGACGUGAUGACGUUGAUUCACCCGGGAAACCUCGGCCAGCACUGCAGGGCUCUGGGAUACCGCCCUCCGCGCAACCACCGUCGCCAUGGUGACAUCAUGGUGGAGCCAGCCAAGGAGAAAGAGAGAGGGGAGAGGCACAAGCACGGAGGAGGAGGAGGGGGAGGGAGAGCAGCAGGGAGGAAGAGCAGGAGCAAGCACCAGCAGAGAGCGCCAAGGAGCGCUUGAAUGUUCCGCUGAGCAGGAGACGCACACACACAUUCAUGUUAACAUAUACAAUACUACACACACACACACCUACACUUAAUUUAUACACACAUACUGUAUGUACAGAGACUACGACAGACGCAUGCACUUAUCUACAAAGAAAAAAGGCAUAAUUUCAUCAUGGUGUGAAACUUUUAAACUAAGCUACUAAACAAACUGAAGUAUGUACAGGUGGAUGUGAAUAGCGGUUUGACCUGGACACGGACUUUGUAAAUAAAUACAAGUAAGGCGUAAAGGUUGUAGAGCAUGCUGAAUGGAUCAUGAACCGCAUUUCCACAUCACUCACUUUUGUCUGACUGUGUCGUGACAAGGACAAUUUAAAGGAAUGUUUGGGAUUUGGAUUCUUUCCAGAGAGAGGAAAAAAAAGGUUUAACAAAACACAAACACAAACCCUAAUGAAUAAUUGCUGUCUUUAAAGGACUACCAUUAUUGUUUGUGUAUGUCUUUGCCAAUUAGUUACAAAUCACACACAGCCAACUGUUCUCCCAAACAGACCAGAUGUUUUUAGAUUGAUUUUCAACUUUCAGGCAAACACUGGUUUCCAUUACGUUCAGGAGGUUUAAAAAGAAAAACAUUCCUUGUGUGGAAACUUGAGAGAAAAUGCUUGAGCCGUUAUGAAAUGUUACUCUGCAAUGCAGUAAUGUUUCAAGGACACUUGAGUCAGUGGAGAGUUGACUGCUCAAGAGCCUUUUCAAUAAAGAGCUAUAUUGUUGGAGAUAAACAAUCAGAGCGCCCCCCCACCACCUAAGAAGAUGAGUGAGGGAGUGAGUGAGUGCGUAGGAUAAAAAGAAGUAAUUAUACAUCACUGAUACAACUAUCUAAUAUUCUCUGUGAUGAGUGCAUUGUUUUUUGGAAAAUGAUUGCUAAUCAAAAGGCGCCACACAGCAGCACAGCACUGACUUGACUUUUAUGCAGUUUGUCCCCGACGAACAUAUAACAAUGUCGUAGUUCACCUAAAGCGAGCGCUUUGUUGGGUUUCUCAGAUGGGCGGAGUCUGACCACAAUAUGAGUGACUGACCACAGCCGCUGAGAUGAAAGACGGAGAGCUGCAGUGACUGCUUUGAGGAGGUUACGGAGCAACUUUCCCAGGUCAUUAGUGUUCUGUGUUGCAGAAGAGAUGUUUCCAUUAUGUUCCCCCUCAACAUCUUGGUACAGUCUUGUUAGCUGUUCAGUGCAGGUGUGUGUGUGUGUGUGUGGGGGGGGUAAGUAAGCAAAGCUUUUGCUGUGCUUUGUCAAUCCUAUUUUGAGUGUUGAGCUUUGGUUUCCCCACACGUGGACGCGAGUACAGUGGACAGAUUUAGGAAACAUGUUCAUGUUUAUUUUCUUUACAAACAGAAGGAACGCCUGCACGUCAUCUCCAGUCUAGAGAGAGAUCAAUAAAUCUCACGUUGCUGUUACGUCAUGAGGCACAAACAGACCUUUCAGAAACAGGUUUGGUACUACCAGAUAAAUGUGACGCGCCACAUGACGGGUUUUUUUUAGUAGUGUUGAAUUCACAUUUGCAGCAAGUAAAAUCUGAACGUUCAUGUAUGUAACACACAUUCAAUCACUGGUUAAAGAUGUGCAGUCAUCUCUGAUACGACCUGGACGUGUUUCAAACUGAACUGCUAAAGGAACAAAGAAGAGCACACAUGUUUUCAAGCUAUGGCUCAGGACCCAAAAAAUGGGCCAGUUGUGAGCGUCGGGAGGUACGCCGGUGCAGGCUGUGCUGCUCCCUGACAUCUCGCUGUGAACGCUGAAGCAGGCCUGCUGUGUCAUAUAAAGAAAGCUUUACCACAUAAAGCUGGAACUUGAGAAAGUGCGAAACAUGACUGGCGUCAAGAGGAUCAGAGCGGCUUCACUGACUUUGCAGAGGCAGUAAAUUGUGAUUUGUGCUUGAUGUUAAGAUGUUAAAACUAACAACGCGUGUUCCAUCUCUAUUUAACGUUCUGCUGCUUUGUGUGGUAUUUAUUUGUUUCAUGUGCAGUGGAAAUACUUGUUUCAGUUUUUGGGAAAUGCUGGAAGCUCCCCCGUCAGGUCGCAAACGACAGUAAACACUUAACAUGUGAGCGUGUUUGCAGGUCUCUCUCUUUGUAGAUCUUUGAAUGCACUCUUUCUCCUGUGUCUGUGGACAGCCAGGGAAUCUAGUUACUGUAAAAACUAAAUGGGCUGUAAAGUGCGGGAACUAAAAUUUGACACUUUGUUCUUCUGCUUCUCAAGACAACAGAUACAAACUGUAGGAAGAAGAGGAGGAGAAAGCCACACACUCUGACUGAAUUAAAACAUUUCUCUAGUUCACUCCAAUAAUAACAGCUUCUCGCUUAUUUAUAUAUUUAUUUUAGUCCCACUUGAUGAUGCCGAGCAUAUUAAAUGUAUAUGAUCCCAGUUCUUUUGCUGUUCUGGCUGGUGGGCCAACAAAAUGGAUGAUGGAGGGUUGACCUGGUUUAAAAUCAGGGCCAGAAUGAGGUUUAGGAUUGUGGUUACACUUUGAUUUGUAGGAGAUUGGGUUAUGGUUAUGGAAAGCAUUAUGUCAAUGUCACUAAUGGUCCCUCUUGAGAGGUGCGUGCGUGCGUGCGUGUGUGCGUGUGUGCACGUGGGAAUGGAUUUGGGACACACUGGAUGCUGUGGAAAAACAAACCAAAAUGUCUCUUAAAUGAGAGAAAAGAGUUAACGUGGGCUUGGCUCCUCGAGUUUAACCACAUGAAAGACCUGACUCGCGCUGGGCUACUUCUGUGUUUCAAACGCAAAAGAAAGUGGGUUUAUGUGUGAGCAUGUGACUCUGAGGAAUUGCAGUGGUGAAAAUGUCAAACCUAGGAUGUAUGGGGUUAAUAUAAUCGGGGGUUGGGGGGGGGAAGUGUUCUCAAGUUGCUGUCAGUGCUGUUAACAGAGCUGCGCUACAGUCAUGUUUCCUGGUGUUAACAACAUAAAUAGAGCACAUGAGUCACCGUGUGAGGGUCCGAGACUCGUCUGUACAUCAAACAGCCUUCUUGCCUUUCUUAAAAACUGAAACAAGGUGCCUAAUGUUCAUGUUGAAAGUGAAAUGAUCGUCGACUGAUGACCUGGCUUGUAACGCUUAAACAUCCUUUCAUUUUUCCAUCGUUUCGACUAAUGUCACAUGCAAUUUCUUCAUGCUACGAAUGUUUUCAUAGCAUUCUGUCAGACGAGGCAGUGGGCACUUGGAGCUAUAUCGGUUAUAUUGGGGAAAUUAAUAAACUCGCACAAACAAACGUCAUGCCCUUGGUCUCCAUCGUCCAUUUUGAAUGUAAAUAGAUGCCCAAGUGAAUUGAAUUUGAGGUACUUUUGUCUCCACCCUCCCAUUUGGCAUGAACCAAAUCCAACAAGCUAAAAGAAAAAUAAUGGAGUCUGUGUGCACUCCAGCUUGUGGAUAUUGUGCAUAUACUGUAUUUGUUUAAAGUGUGUAUAUACGUGUAUGUGUUAAAUCUAACGCCACACGUGUAGGGUCGAGGCAGAACUACACGGCAUUUUUAUAGUGGACCAUUUGAACGUUUAAUGUUUCCUUGGAAGACGCGGUGCGGAGUUGCUUCUCGUCCGUUACAAUGGCCUUGUGUGUGUUUCACUCUGUAGUGUUGUAUUUACGACUCGGUGCCAAUAUUAGUCUCUUGUGAUUUUUCCAGUGCAAGCUCUUUGCAGACGCAAUGAAACUGUCGUCAAAUGAUUUCCUCUCUUGUGCAGAGACUUUGUUCCUCUCUAAGUAAAUAUGUAUCGGUCUGCUUUCAAAAUAUUA
Molecule: messenger RNA, 6149 nt
Organism: Solea senegalensis (Senegalese sole)
Lineage: Eukaryota; Metazoa; Chordata; Actinopteri; Pleuronectiformes; Soleidae
Gene: sema3h
Product: sema domain, immunoglobulin domain (Ig), short basic domain, secreted, (semaphorin) 3H
Exons: 19
Coding region: 95-2386 (763 amino acids)
Biological process (GO): motor neuron axon guidance; semaphorin-plexin signaling pathway; neural crest cell migration
Molecular function (GO): neuropilin binding; semaphorin receptor binding; chemorepellent activity
Source: RefSeq, a predicted model, not a curated record